This is a messenger RNA of Pseudogymnoascus verrucosus, 1341 nucleotides long. RefSeq lists its product as uncharacterized. Gene Ontology annotation, biological process: response to antibiotic. The transcript has a single exon. Bases 1 to 1341 code for a protein of 446 amino acids. The record is from RefSeq and is a predicted model, not a curated record. NCBI's taxonomy places the organism in Eukaryota, Fungi, Ascomycota, Leotiomycetes, Thelebolales, Thelebolaceae.
AUGCGACCCGGCCUCUCAGAAAUCAUUCGCGCCACCGCGACCUCCCUCCCUCCCAUAACAGACAAAUCAUUCGCAUCCCACUUCGACUUCCUCUCCCGCCACCACCUCGUACUGCUCGGGGACUCCUCCCACGGGUCCUCCGAGUUCUACCACGCUCGCGCUGAAAUCACCAAACGCCUAAUCGAGCACCACGGCUUCACAACCGUCGCUCUAGAAGCCGACUGGCCGGACGCAGAAUGCAUUGAUCGCUAUAUCCGCGAGCGUCCUGGGCCGAAGACGGAGUUGAAGGAACAUGAACCCCCAGAUGCGCCGUUUGAGCGGUUUCCAACGUGGAUGUGGCGUAAUAAAGAAGUACAAGAUUUCACGCACUGGUUGCGAGACUACAAUACAUCGCAACUCAGCCCCGAUCGUGCGGGAGUCUUCGGGCUUGAUCUCUACAGCAUGGGCAGCUCGCUGAACGCAGUGACCAAGUACCUCGACUCCGUGGAUCCUGUGCUGGCCGAGACGGCUAGGCGGCGGUACGCGUGCCUUGACCCCUGGGUGGAUGACCCGUCGGAAUACGGGAUUGCGUCUAUGAUGUCCCCCGCCUUCAAGUCGUGUGAGGAGAACAUCUCAUCGGUCCUCAUGGACCUUCUGAAGCGGCGCCUCGAGUACGCGGCUGCGAGGGGGGAUGGCGAGGAAUUCCACAGCGCGGAGCAGAAUGCUCGGCUCGUUGUUGACGCGGAGAGGUAUUAUAGGUCGAUGUUCUAUGCCGAUGACAAGAGCUGGAAUCUGAGGGAUCGGCAUAUGUUCGAUACGCUGAAUCGCUUAACGAAGUUUAGGAGGGGCGGGGUGGUGGUGUGGGCGCAUAAUAGCCAUCUUGGGGAUGCGAGAUAUACGGAUAUGUCGAAGAGGGGGGAGUUGAAUCUAGGACAGUUGUGUAGGGAGAAAUGGGGCCCGGGGGUGGCAAUUUUGGGAUGCGGAAGCCAUGAUGGGACUGUGGCGGCGGCGCACUCUUGGGAUGGGGAUAUGCAGACUAUGAACGUUGUAGCUUCGCGCGAGGAUAGCUGGGAAAGAGUUGCGCAUAAUACGGGGAUGGCGAGUUUUGUGCUUAAUAUCCGCGAGGCGGGUUUGCAUGAUGAGCGGCUGAAGAGGGCGUUGGAGGAGCAGAAGCUGGAGCGGUUUAUUGGGGUUAUUUAUAAGCCGGAGACGGAGAGGCAGAGCCAUUAUAGUAGGGCGGCGCUGGGGAAGCAGUUUGACGCGUGGUUAUGGUUUGAUAGAACGGAAGCGGUGAAGCCGUUGGAGAAGAGGCAGUUGAAGACGCCAGCGGGGUUGGAGGAGACCUAUCCUUUUGGGUUGUAG